Molecule: messenger RNA, 1900 nt
Organism: Colletotrichum scovillei
Lineage: Eukaryota; Fungi; Ascomycota; Sordariomycetes; Glomerellales; Glomerellaceae
Product: CobW/HypB/UreG
Exons: 6
Coding region: 74-1834 (586 amino acids)
Source: RefSeq, a predicted model, not a curated record
GAUAAUUCCAAUUCUUUCAAUCUUCAAUCUUUACUAGUUCUACAGAGUCGAAGGGAAGCCGCGGAUAUCUACAAUGGGCAAGAAACUCUCAGCAUCAUCCACGAAGCCCAGAACGGGUGCCGUCGUUGUGCCAGCCAUUGCGCAACCAAAGUCCACCGACGAGGUUCCGAAGCUUGUCCGCCAGGACUCCGGUGUCGACGUCACAAAGCCGGGUCAGGGCAGACCGCUACCAGUCACCCUUCUCUCAGGCUUCUUGGGCAGCGGGAAAACGACACUUCUACAACACAUCCUCAAGAGCGACCAUGGCCUUCGCAUUGCGGUCAUUGUCAACGACAUCGGAGCUGUCAACGUCGACGCAUCCCUCAUCAAGAAGAGCCACCGUCUUACAAAGACCGAAGAAAAAGUCAUCGCCCUACAGAACGGCUGCAUCUGCUGUACUCUCAGAGGAGAUCUGCUGGAAGAGCUCGUCAACCUGUCCGAGCUCCACGAGUUUGACUACGUGAUCAUCGAGAGCAGUGGUAUCAGCGAGCCCGAGCAAGUUGCAGAGACCUUCGAUGCCCGACUAGCAGAGCAGAUGGCUACGAUGGGCGAAGGACCCGAAGGAUUGGAUGAAGAUACGAUGAAGUUGCUCAAGAGGCUGGCUGAUGCUGGCGGAGUCGACAAGUUCGCUCGCCUUGAUACGACUGUCACUGUCAUCGAUGCCUUUACGAUAUUCAACGACUUUCACACAAGCGAUCUGCUCUCUUCAAGACGGGACGACGUCGUGCCGGAAGACGAACGGACGGUAUCUGACCUGAUGGUUGACCAGAUUGAGUUUGCAGAUGUGAUCGUCCUCAACAAGAUCGACAUGGUUACCAAAACCGAUCGCGCCCGUGUGUUGGACUUGAUCAAGAAACUCAACCCACGAGCCAAGAUCCUGGAAUCCAGCUACAGCAAGAUUGACGUCAAAGAAAUCGUCAACACUAACACAUUCGACCUCAAGGUCGCUCAGUCUGGUGUUGGCUGGCUGCAAGAUCUGCACGCCAUGACAGUCCGCGAGGUCAACGGACGCAAGGCAGUCACACCGAAACCAGAGACAGAGGAAUACAACGUCCGCAACUUCAUCUACACAAGGACGCGGCCAUUCCAUCCUAGACGUCUCUGGUCUCUCCUCUACGACAAGUUCAUUCUGCAAAUGGAGGAGCCUGAAGGCGAUGAAGACGAAGAGGCCAUGGAUGAGGAUGAUGAUGCUAAUAUGAGCGACGAGGAUGUUGACGACAAGGAAGACGAGGAAUGGGAAGAUGAUGACUCAGAAGCAGACGAAGCUGAUGAAGACGAGGAUGCUGACAUGGAAGAUCCCCUCGAGCCGCCCUCCAACGAAGUCAUCCUCGCCAACAAAACCGCCAAUCCCCUCUUCAACCGUCUCUUCCGCUCAAAAGGAGAGUUCUUCCUCGCGACGCGACCGCACAGGGCAGGAGACUGGUCCCAAGCGGGCGCGAUGCUUACAAUGACCGGCGGUCGCCCGUGGUUCUGCACGCUUGACCCUGGUGACUACCUCACCGGCGACAGUGAGGUCGAUGCCCUGGUCACGCACGACAUCAAGAAGGGCGGCGAGUGGGGUGACCGCCGCCAGGAGAUGGUGUUCAUCGGCGAGAAGCUGGACAUCAAGGGUUUGGAGGCUGCGCUGGAUGCGUGUUUGCUCAAUGAUGAGGAGUGGAGGAAAUGGCAGAAGGUGAUGAGGAACAAGAAGUGGGAUGAUGAGAAGAAGAGGGACAAGUUACAGGACUUGUUUGAUGAUGGGUUCCCGGACUGGACAGAAGAUGGAGAGGAUCAUGAAGGACAUGAUCAUGCUUGAUGGUCCAUCCAGGCUGGUUCGAAAAAGAGAUAGACAACACAAAGUAAAAGUGAUAGAUUUACUUCG